CAGGACCUGGGUCAUUUACAUGUGAUGUUGACCUAUGAACCCCGAGGUGAAAGGUUAACCGUGAUGGUAGUGGAGGCUACUGGUUUACCCCAACAUAAUAUUACCGGACCCCCAGAUCCUUAUGUUCGAGUGGAAGUUAUCCAGACAGGACGUGGUGUGGACAGAAAACAAACCAGAACACGAAAAAACACGACUCAUCCAGUGUUUAAAGAGACAUUCACUUUUACAAUUUCCACACAUCCAGAGGAUUUAAGAUACACCACUUUAAAACUAACUGUUUUUGAUCACGAUAGGAUAAGGAAUGAUGACGUCAUUGGUGAAGUGCGUAUCGGAUACGGAGCUACGGAGGAAAGUGGAUCGGAACAUUGGACUCGUGUCACUAGAGAUCUAGAGCGCGAGACCAGUCGAUGGCAUUAUAUCAUUGAUCCGACCAACACUGUUUAA
Molecule: messenger RNA, 444 nt
Organism: Lottia gigantea (owl limpet)
Lineage: Eukaryota; Metazoa; Mollusca; Gastropoda; Lottiidae
Exons: 2
Biological process (GO): calcium-ion regulated exocytosis; regulation of calcium ion-dependent exocytosis; cellular response to calcium ion
Cellular component (GO): membrane
Molecular function (GO): calcium ion binding; SNARE binding; clathrin binding
Source: RefSeq, a predicted model, not a curated record